AUGGCGAUGUGUGAGGGACCAGUAACCACUCUUCCAGUCAGUCAUCGCCCUCACAGACAAGGCCAGACUCUGGACACGGUGACCGUCCUACUGCAGGACCUACAGGGUCAGGGUGAAGUUGAAGGUCAGGGACACGGUGAGGUUGAAGGUCAGGGACACGGUGAGGUUGAGGGUCAAGGUCAGGGUCAGGGAGAUGAGGUUACCUCUGUUGUGCAGUGUUGUGAUGCCCUGAGCCCCAUGUCCAUACCAUCUCCCCUGGGGAAAUCAGGAGACCCAGAGCCCAUGGGCAGUGGACCUACUCAGGCUCAAACCACAACGAACAGAGACCUAGAUGAGAUGGACAUGGACCGUAGGCCUCCCACCCAUGUGUGCUGUGAAGCAGAGCCCAUAGAGAGUGGACUGACCCUGGGUAAGACCUGGGACAUGGGCCCUGAGACUGCCUGGGACAUGGGCCCUGAGACUGCCUGGGACAUGGGCCCUGAGACAGCCUGGGACAUGGGCCCUGAGACUGCCUGGGACAUGGGCCCUGAGACAGCCAGGGACAUGGGCCCUGAGACAGCCUGGGACAUGGGCCCUGAGACAGCCUGGGACAUGGGCCCUGAGACAGCCUGGGACAUGGGCCCUGAGACAGCCUGGGACAUGGGCCCUGAGACUGCCUUGGACAUGGGCCCUGAGACAGCCAGGGACAUGAAUGAGGUGGACAUGGACCAAUCCUCCACUACCUGUGAUACUGAGGUGGAGCUUGGGACGGGGCCUGAGACUACUCCACACAUACAGGUGUGUCCUACAGAGUCUGGUCUGGUCACAGAGGUGAAUGGACGCUCUGGCAAACAGCAUCCUUGUGUUAGAGAGCCUAUAGAGGAGAGGGAGAGGCCUAAGGAGACCCCUUCUCCACCCUCCUCUCCAGUCCUCUCUCCACCCCCCUCUCCACCCCCCUCUCCUGGCCAGACUCUGGGCCUUGUUGCCCUUGAUACCCCCCAGGAAGGGUGUCUAGAUGCCACAGGGACAGGCGAGGGUAGUUCCAAGGAUCUGCUCUGUAUCGUAAAACACAAACCCAGCGCUAUCGUCUUCUCUGGAGACGACAACAUCGACAACAUCAGCCCACCUAGCGCCUUCGUCACCCAGAGCUCCGAUGGAGAGGAAUCUUCAUUGGCCGAUGAGGAAGAGGGUGAUGAUGAUGAUGAUGUGGAGGAGGAAGAGGAUGAAGAGGUCCCUGAGCUGCCGCAGUAUAAGGAGUUCCUGGUCAGCCGUCGCCGUAGAAACUUGAGCAGGAACAGGAAGGGGCUGAGGAAAGGACAGGAACUCCCGCCCACUGGCUCUCUGAUUGGCCUGGGCUGCACCAAUAAGACCAGCUCAAAGGCCAAGGAGGAAGAGGAGGAGGAAGAAGAGGCUGAAAGAAAACAGGUGAGAAAAGCAGUACUACUCUUCACCACUAGAGUGCGUCAUUAUUGCAUUUCUCUCACUGAAAUAACUGUCUUUCUAGGAUUGUUGUGUGUGUGUGUGAGAGAGAGAGAGAGAGAGAGAGAGAGAGAGAGAGAGAGAGAGAGGAGAGAGAAGAGGAGAGAGAGAGGAGAGAGAGAGGAGAGAGAGAGAGAGGGAGAGGAGAGAUAGAGAGAGAGAUAGAGAGAGAAAGACGCAGAGACGACGGAAGAGCGAGAGAUAGAGAGCAUAUAGCGACGCGAGAGAGGUCGAUAAAUAUCCAAGAGAGAGUUUUGGCAGGCAUGCCCGAAUUCCACUAAUCUUUUCUCUGGUUAGCCCUGGCAUACCCAGCUCCCAGCCUGCAUUGUGCCAGUAGGCGUUUGUGAGUAUGAGCGUGCUCCUGACCACGUUCUCACACCUGUCAGCGAGGCCUGGCCGGGGUUCCUGGCAUGUUCUCCUAACGUUCCACUGGCAGGUUCUCCUAGAACUGUUCUCUUAGCGUUCCACUGGCAGGUUCUCCUAGAACUGUUCUCUUAACGUUUGCCUGGUCAAAAGUAGUGCACUAUAGGGAAUAGGGUGUCAUUUCAGAUGCAGACCCAAGUUUUAAAGUCACUGAUUGACAGAGUGAAGAGAACACUGUUCGUGUCUGGGGGUAGAGCAAUAGCUGUAUAUGGACAACGCCAUCGAUCACGUGACACCAGACAUUCCUAUGUGAAGACUCAAUAGUGCAUUUAUGCCAAAUGAAGUCAGUUAAAGAUGGUGUCUCAUGAAGCGCAGUUUGAGCUACUCCGGGAAGUGAUGCUGCAGGCUAGCUCAGUGCUGCCCCUCUAAUUGAGUAUCUCAAGUUGAAGGCUGACUGGGGUACUGCAGGCUGCCAUUAGCAGCUAAAUUAUCCUUAUAACUUCUUCUGUAUAAUAAGUUCAAGGACAUACAUCUGGUGUAUUAGAAGCAAUUAUUGGUACCAAGAUUGAACACGAAGAUUGACAUUUUUCCACUCACUAUAACGUGAGAUCCUGUUUUCUGAUAACAAUGACCGCAGUACCGCGGUCGGCCAUGAACUUCCGUGGCUUCAUUGAGAGGGAGUAGUCGUUCUCCUCUGGGGCAGAGCUACAGCCAGGUCCACAUUCUUAAAAAAAAAAUUGUAGGUAUUUUACCCCCUUUUUCUCCCCAAUUUCGUGUAUCCAAUUGGUAGUUACAGUCUUUGUCCCAUCGCUGCAACUCCCGUACGGACACGGGAGAGGCGAAGGUCGAGAGUCGUGUGUCCUCCGAAAACACAACCCAACCGAGCCGCACUGCUUCUUGACACAGUGCCCGCUUAACCCGGAAGCAAGCCGCACCAAUGUGUCGGAGGAAACACCGUCCACCUGGCGACCGAGUCAGCGUGCACUGCGCCCGGCCCGCCACAGUGGUCGCUAGAGCACGAUGGGACAAGGACAUCCCUGCCGGCCAAACCCUCCGCCCCAUGGGUCUCCCGGUCGAUGCCAACUGCGACAGAGCCUGGACUCGAACCAGGAUCUCUAGUGGCACAGCUAGCACUGCGCCACUCGGGAGGCUCAGGCCCACAUUCUUAUGAUGUCUGUUACUCUGUUAUGGUGAUCCAUUUCUGUUACGAUGACUAGUAAGGGUGAAAUCAGUUUAAGAAGGGUAGUCAGUAAAGAAGGGUUAGUAAAUAAGACAUGGAAAGCUGGCUGGUUCAGUGGAAUAUUAGGGUUAGGCAGUUCAAUUGAUAGUAAAUGUCAAUCUGGACAUUGUAUUGUGGUGAAUCACUCUGUCUCUCCGUGACCUUAUGACCUUUAGGGUUCAGAGGUCAACUGUGACUCACUCAGAUUAGGGGUCACUCCCUCUGGUCAGUCAGGAUCCCCAGCGUAGUCUGUGUGUGUGUGCGCAUGCAUGCAUGUGCCAGUGUGUGGUGAAUCUGUCCGAAACCUCUCCCUCCCUCCCUCCCUCCAUCCCUCCAUCCCUCCCUCUCUCCCUCCCUCUCUCUCUCCAGAGGAAGUAAACAAGAGUAGUUCUGGAUAUUACAGUGUUGUUUGGCCUCCAGGGAUCAGUGACACAAUAUUACAGUGUUAGUUUGGCCUCCAGGGAUCAUAACCCAUGUUCCCUCCUCCCCCACCCCUUCCCCAUAACCAAUGUUCCCUCCCUCCCCCCCACCCCUUCCCCAUAACCAAUGUUCCCUCCUCCCCCACCCCUUCCCCAUAACCAAUGUUCCCUCCUCCCCCACCCCUUCCCCAUAACCAAUGUUCCCUCCUCCCCCACCCCUUCCCCAUAACCCAUGUUCCCUCCUCCCCCACCCCUUCCCCAUAACCCAUGUUCCCUCCUCCCCCCAUCCCUUCCCCAUAACCAAUGUUCCCUCCUCCCCCACCCCUCCCCCACCCCUUCCCCAUAACCCAUGUUCCCUCCUCCCCCACCCCUUCCCCAUAACCCCAUGUUCCCUCCUCCCCCACCCCUUCCCCAUAACCCAUGUUCCCUUCCUCCCCCACCCCUUCCCCAAACCAAUGUUCCCUCCUCCCCCCUCCCCCCACCACUUCCCCCAUAACCAAUGUUCCCUCCUCCCCCCACCCCUUCCCCAUAACCAAUGUUCCCUCCUCCCCCACCCCUUCUCCAUAACUCAUGUUCCCUCCUUCCCAGCCUCCCGUGUUCUCCAGUCACCGCACAGCCCCCCUAGCCCCACCCAGUGUCCCCUCCCAGUGCCCAGACCCGAGCCAGGGGACGUUGUGUACCCCUCUGGGGUGUAGGGUUGAAGGGACACCUCCUGAAUGAGAGGAUUGUGGGAGGGAAAGAGAGAGGAAUUUGAUGCAGUGUAGAGUGACAGAGAGAUGGAGAGAGAGAGAGAUCUUACUCUAACGGUGAUGUUGAUGAUUUGUUUUGAACACUUCAUUUCUAUUACCUUUUCUCUCUCUCUCCAGGCCCUGAUUGGUCACACUCCUGACUGACUGAGGUACUUGUCCUCCAGGAAAUGAAUACGCUUCUUUGUUUCAAUCCCAGAGUUCUUAGGGGCAGAUAGAAGCACAUAGGGUCUCUUUGAGGAGCUGCUUCACACACACACACACACACAUACACACACACACACACACACACACGCACGCACACACACACACACACACCCACACACACACACACACACCACACACACACACACACACACACACACACACACACACACACACACACACACACACACACACACUCACAGUACCCCUCGUCCCCAGCCCUACUACUCUGAUCGUGUCGACCAUUUUGUGAAAUAUCUUCAUUUAUGAUUUGGCAGUAAAGUCAUUUCCUGUGAGCCUACGACCCCAGAUCUCCAGAUUCCUACAGAGACACAGAGGACCGACUCUGUACUGUGGACGCUAUUUAUAACCUGCUGGUGAAGAGGAGAGGGGGAGUGUGGGGUGGGGUGAGGUGAGGGAGGCGUGGGGAGAAAGAGAGUGGAAGAGAGAGAAGAGAGAGGAGUGAGGGAGAGGGUGACGAGGGGAGGUGAGGGAGAGAGGUUGACGAGGAGGGGUGAUGGGAGAGAGGGUGACGAGGGGGUUGAGGUGGAGAGGGUGACGAGAGGGGGUGAGGGAGUAAGGUGACGAGAGGGGUGGGGAGAAGGGUGACGAGAGUGGGUGAGGGAGAAGGGUGACGGAGAGGGGUGAGGAGAGGGGUGACGAGAGGGGUGGGGAGAGAGGGUUGACGAGGGGGGUAGGGAGAGUAGGUGUGAGGGAGGGGAGAAGACAAUGGUAACACACACACUCUGUCUCAUGCACUACUACUGACCCACACUGCAUCCCUUUCAUAGUUUAUGAAAUGUUAAUGUGUGUUCCUCCAACCUCAGUUUAUCCACAGAGGGCUCUGUAUGCAUCAGUGUGUUUCAACUGUAGUUUCAUACCAGCCUCCUCUACCAGUCUCCUCUAUCAGCCUCCUCUACCAGCCUCCUCUACCAGCCUCCUCUACCAGCCUCCUCUACCAGUCUCCUCUACCAGUCUCCUCUACCAGCCUCCUCUACCAGCCUCCUCUACCAGCCUCCUCUACCAGCCUCCUCUACCACCUCCUCUACCAUCCCCCUCUACCAGUCUCCUCUACCAGUCUCCUCUACCAACCUCCUCUACCAGCCUCCUCUCCCAGCCUCUUCUACCAGUCUCCUCUACCAGUCUCCUCUACCAGCCUCCUCUACCAACCUCCUCUACCAGUCUCCUCUACCAGCCUCCUCUACCAGUCUCCUCUACCUGCCUCCUCUACCAGUCUCCUCUACCAGCCUCCUCUACCAGUCUCCUCUGUUUACAUUGUGUAUGUCCCACCCUGUGUUUGUGUCGGCAUGUGCCAGGCUUUUUUUGGGGCCUAAUCUUGUCACUUUAUAAUGUGUGUGUGUGUGUGUGUGUGUGUGUGUGUGUGUGUGUGUGUGUGUGUGUGUGUGUGUGUGUGUGUGUGUGUGUCUCUGGCCCAGGCACGGUCCCCGUGGUGUGACUCUAUGAGUCAGCUGAUGAGGAAGUUGGAUCAGCUCAAUCUGGACAUACAGGAAGCACUCAGCGCCGCUAGCUCCUCCCACUCUGACAACGACAAACCAGAAACAAAACAACCAGAACCGGUAAGUCAGAUUGAACACAGACAUACAGUACAGUUAGUCAGAUAGAACACAGACAUACAGUCAGAUAGAACACAAUCAGACAGUCAGAUAGAACACAGACAUACAGUCAGAUAGAACACAGACAUACAGUCAGAUAGAACACAGACAUACAGUCAGAUAGAACACAGACAUACAGUCAGAUAGAACACAGACAUACAGUCAGAUAGAACACAGACAGACAGUCAGAUAGAACACAGACAUACAGUCAGAUAGAACACCGACAUACAGUACAGUUAGUCAGAUUGAACACAGACAUACAGUCAGAUAGAACACAGACAUACAGUCAGAUAGAACACAGACAUACAGUCAGAUAGAACACAGACAUACAGUCAGAUAGAACACAGACAGACAGUCAGAUAGAACACAGACAGACAGUCAGAUAGAACACAGACAGACAGUCAGAUAGAACACAGACAGACAGUCAGAUAGAACACAGACAUACAGUCAGAUAGAACACAGACAUACAGUCAGAUAGAACACAGACAUACAGUCAGAUAGAACACAGACAGACAGUCAGAUAGAACACAGACAUACAGUCAGAUAGAACACAGACAUACAGUCAGAUAGAACACAGACAUACAGUCAGAUAGAACACAGACAGACAGUCAGAUAGAACACAGACAGACAGUCAGAUAGAACACAGACAGACAGUCAGAUAGAACACAGACAGACAGUCAGAUAGAACACAGACAUACAGUCAGAUAGAACACAGACAUACAGUCAGAUAGAACACAGACAUACAGUCAGAUAGAACAAAGACAGACAGUCAGAUAGAACACAGACAUACAGUACAGUUAGUCAGAUUGAACACAGACAUACAGUCAGAUAGAACACAGACAGACAGUCAGAUAGAACACAAUCAGACAGUCAGAUAGAACACAGACAGACAGUCAGAUAGAACACAGACAGACAGUCAGAACACAGACAUACAGUCAGAUAGAACACAGACAUACAGUCAGAUAGAACACAGACAGACAGUCAGAUAGAACACAGACAUACAGUCAGAUAGAACACAAUCAGACAGUCAGAUAGAACACAGACAGACAGUCAGAUAGAACACAGACAGACAGUCAGAUAGAACACAGACAGACAGUCAGAUAGAACACAGACAUACAGUCAGAUAGAACACAGACAGACAGUCAGAUAGAACACAGACAGACAGUCAGAUAGAACACAGACAUACAGUCAGAUAGAACACAGACAUACAGUCAGAUAGAACACAGACAGACAGUCAGAUAGAACACAGACAUACAGUCAGAUAGAACACAGACAGACAGUCAGAUAGAACACAGACAGACAGUCAGAUAGAACACAGACAUACAGUCAGAUAGAACACAGACAGACAGUCAGAUAGAACACAGACAGACAGUCAGAUAGAACACAGACAUACAGUCAGAUAGAACACAGACAUACAGUCAGAUAGAACAUAGACAGACAGUCAGAUAGAACACAGACAGACAGUCAGAUAGAACACAGACAUACAGUCAGAUAGAACACAGACAGACAGUCAGAUAGAACACAGACAGACAGUCAGAUAGAACACAGACAUACAGUCAUAUAGAACACAGACAUACAGUCAGAUAGAACACAGAAAUACAGUCAGAUAGAACACAGACAGACAGUCAGAUAGAACACAGACACAGUCAGAUAGAACACAGACAUACAGUCAGAUAGAACACAAUCAGACAGUCAGAUAGAACACAGACAGACAGUCAGAUAGAACACAGACAGACAGUCAGAAAACAACAGUCAGAAUCCAGAUAACACAGACAUACAGUCAGAUAGAACACAGACAUACAGUCAGAUAGAACACAGACAGACAGUCAGAUAGAACACAGACAUACAGUCAGAUAGAACACAGACAUACAGUCAGAUUGAACACAGACAUACAGUCAGAUAGAACACAGACAGACAGUCAGAUAGAACACAGACAUACAGUCAGAUAGAACACAGACAUACAGUCAGAUAGAACACAGACAGACAGUCAGAUAGAACACAGACAGACAGUCAGAUAGAACACAGACAUACAGUCAGAUAGAACACAGACAUACAGUCAGAUUGAACACAGACAUACAGUCAGAUAGAACACAGACAUACAGUCAGAUAGAACACAGACAUACAGUCAGAUAGAACACAGACAUACAGUCAGAUAGAACACAGACAGACAGUCAGAUAGAACACAGACAGACAGUCAGAUAGAACACAGACAGACAGUCAGAUAGAACAAAGACAGACAGUCAGAUUGAACACAGACAGACAGUCAGAUAGAACACAGACAGACAGUCAGAUAGAACACAGACAGACAGUCAGAUAGAACACAGACAGACAGUCAGAUAGAACACAGACAUACAGUCAGAUAGAACACAGACAGACAGUCAGAUAGAACACAGACAUACAGUCAGAUAGAACACAGACAGACAGUCAGAUAGAACACAGACAUACAGUCAGAUAGAACACAGACAGACAGUUAGAUAGAACACAGACAGACAGUCAGAUAGAACACAGACAGACAGUCAGAUAGAACACAGACAGACAGUCAGAACACAGACAUACAGUCAGAUAGAACACAGACAUACAGUCAGAUAGAACACAGACAUACAGUCAGAUAGAACACAGACAUACAGUCAGAUAGAACACAGACAGACAGUCAGAUAGAACACAGACAGACAGUCAGAUAGAACACAGACAUACAGUCAGAUAGAACACAGACAUACAGUCAGAUAGAACACAGACAUACAGUCAGAUAGAACACAGACAGACAGUCAGAUAGAACACAGACAGUCAGAUAGAACACAGACAUACAGUCAGAUAGAACACAGACAUACAGUCAGAUAGAACACAGACAUACAGUCAGAUAGAACACAGACAUACAGUCAGAUAGAACACAGACAUACAGUCAGAUAGAACACAGACAGACAGUCAGAUAGAACACAGACAGACAGUCAGAACACAGACAUACAGUCAGAUAGAACACAGACAGACAGUCAGAUAGAACACAGACAGACAGUCAGAUAGAACACAGACAGACAGUCAGAUAGAACACAGACAGACAGUCAGAUAGAACACAGACAGACAGUCAGAUAGAACACCGACAUAACAGUCAGAUAGAACACAGACAUACAGUCAGAUAGAACACCAGACUACAGUCAGAUAGAACACAGACAGACAGUCAGAUAGAACACAGACAUACAGUCAGAUAGAACACAGACAGACAGUCAGAUAGAACACAGACAGACAGUCAGAUAGAACACAGACAGACCAGUCAGAUAGAACACAGACAGACGUCAGAUAGAACACAGACAUACAGUCAGAUAGAACACAGACAGACAGUCAGAUAGAACACAGACAGACAGUCAGAUAGAACACAGACAGACAGUCAGAUAGAACACAGACAGACAGUCAGAUAGAACACAGACAUACAGUCAGAUAGAACACAGACAGACAGUCAGAUAGAACACAGACAGACAGUCAGAUAGAACACAGACAGACAGACAGUCAGAUAGAACACAGACAUACAGUCAGAUUGAACACAGACAGACAGUCAGAUAGAACACAGACAUACAUACAUGCAUCCCCCCCCCCCCCCCGCACCCAUCCCCCUCACACACACCCCACACACAGACAUGCACCCCCCCCCCCCCCCCCCCCCCACAAAAGUAAGUCAGCAUACCACACACAUAUACCUCAGCCAGCGUGUUGCCAUGCGUGCAGACGACUAUUCUGCCUCAGUUUAAUCUAUGGUUUAAUUAAUUAACAGUAAUUGUUUGGAUGCAACCCAAACCUGUUGUUUUCCAUCAUUAAAUCUUUGUUUAAAUCUGUCUCUGUGUGGUGGGGGUGGGGGGGUAUGCAGUGUGUAUAUGUGUGUGUGUGUGUGUGUAUAUGUGUGUGUGUGUUUUGUUCUGCCUUCAUCUGGCUUCCAGCUGGAAACUCAGCAUUAAUCCCUUAAAGAGGGGAGCUUCUAACUUGUAACUUCAUACAGAUAGGAUCAACCUGGCAACCUACCUGGCAGACAAGCAGUAAAUAAACCUGAAAAAUACUCAACUGCAUGCUUGGCUGGCUGUUGGCAGGUUAGCUUUACUUCAGUUAAUCAAUCAAUCAAAUUUGAUUUGUUUAGCACUUUUUACAAAUGCGUUUGUCAUAACGUGCUUAGCCCACAGCAACCCAGGCCUAAAUCCCUCAUAGAGCUUGCAGAGGCAAUAUGAAGGAAAUAAACACAGGUAGACUGAUAUACCUCUUAUCUCAAACCUCUUCAUCUCAGAGAAUCACACAGACAGUCCUCUCUGUGUCCCCUGGCCUUCCCUGUUAAUACAGACCUGUCAGCUGUUAAUACAGAGAUAUACUACAAUACUAGAAGAAACACUACACAAUGCUCGAUCAUCCAUCUCUUCCUCUCCUUCCCUCCUCCCCCUCCUCUCUAAGAUAUAUCCUUUCCUCUCCCCCCUCUUCUCUAAGAUCUAUCCUUUCCUCUCCCCCCUCUUCUCUAAGAUCUAUCCUUUCCUCUCCCCCCUCUUCUCUAAGAUCUAUCCUUUCCUCUCCUCCUUCACCUUCUCUUUAUAUGUCGAUUCCUCUCCUCCCCUCUCUCUAUGGUCUUCACUUUCCUCUCUCCCUCUCUCUCCCCCUUUCUUCGUGAUCUGUCCAUUCCUCUCUUCCUCUCCUCCCCCUUCAUAAUUAAAUUAACAGGAGUCCUGCCUCUCUGUUCUUCCAUCCAGAGGAUCGUUUUUUCCUAAAGCCAGGCUUUUCCCAGAGCUGGGUUUUCCACUCUGGGAGUUUUCCAUUACCGGAAUCUAAUCAGGGUUCUAAUGAAGAGUUAUGAUAAUGGUUUUCCUGAAGUACUGAAGUGGGUUGCUCUCUGUUUCUGUCUGUCUGUCGUUGUGUGUGUGUGUGUGUGUGUGUGUGUUUGUGUGUGGUGGGGUGGGAGUAGGUAGGAAAGGAGCGAGGGAGAGGGAAAGAGAAGGAAGAACAGGGCUAGACUGAGGAAAGCGAUAGAGGGACAGCACAGAAAUAGGAGUUUAGUGUUUGAAUUUGUUUGUUAUGAGUAUUUUUCUGGUCCGUCUUCCAAGACCUUCCCCCCUUCUCACGUAUCUCUCUGCCCCCUCAGUGUGCUCCUGCACUGGGAAGGAUGAUGAGCAGAGGCCUGGUCCACGACCACAAUACUUCCAGACCUUCAAACAGGCCCCCAGAGAGCACCGUGUCCAGCCCCAGACGAUGUACUCGCCCCCUGGCCCGCAGAAGACCCCUAACCCGCUCCUCCAUCCACUCCCCCUCACACCUCCACUACAGACAGAGAAGC
Molecule: messenger RNA, 11315 nt
Organism: Coregonus sp. 'balchen'
Lineage: Eukaryota; Metazoa; Chordata; Actinopteri; Salmoniformes; Salmonidae
Source: the annotation of a GenBank genome assembly